Molecule: messenger RNA, 1117 nt
Organism: Adelges cooleyi (spruce gall adelgid)
Lineage: Eukaryota; Metazoa; Arthropoda; Insecta; Hemiptera; Adelgidae
Gene: Vta1
Product: vacuolar protein sorting-associated protein VTA1 homolog
Exons: 5
Coding region: 167-1030 (287 amino acids)
Biological process (GO): late endosome to vacuole transport via multivesicular body sorting pathway
Cellular component (GO): multivesicular body
Source: RefSeq, a predicted model, not a curated record
GUAUGAUCAAAUCAAAGGGACCUAUGCAAAAUAAUGUUAUCGUUAAGCAUUAUGGAAUCUGUUAUCGGUAAGCGGUUACUACUUGCAGCUUGCUACUUUAUAAUCCUGCAGUUACAGAAUUAAUAUCAAAGCUCAAGUUUAUUUAAAAGAACCGUAAAACUUCAAAAUGUCACAGUUACCUGAUUGUCCAGAGAGUUUGAAAAAGAUUAUAAAUUAUUUAAAAAUCGCGUCCGAACACGAUGCCAAAGAUCCAGUGAUCAGUUAUUGGAGUCGUUUGUUUGCUCUUCAGAUGGCUUUGACGAUAGACAAAUCAUCAAAAGAAGCUAAAAAUUUCUUAGUUUCUCUGAUGGACUGGUUAGAAAAACAAAAAACUACUAUGAAGGACAAUGAAAUGAUUACAAACGAGACUGCAGCCCAAGCCCAUUUUGAAAACUAUGCAGUCAAAUUAUUCAAUGCGGCUGAUGCAAUGGAUCGUCAACAGAAUUACAACAAAAACAUCGUUAAGUUGUUUUUCACUGCUGGCCUACUCAUGGAUGUACUUGGUGUGUUUGGUGAUGUUUCCGAAGAAGUCUCCAACACUCAAAAAUAUUCAAAAUGGAAAGCAACAUAUAUACAUAGCUGUAUGAAAAAUGGUGAAACACCAGUGCCUGGCCCGCCUGCUGAAGAAAAUGGAUCAAUUGGAUUUAAUCCUAAAUCAGAAACAAACAGUCAAGAACCACCAAAUAAUAUACCUACCGUUCCUUCUUAUUCACAACCUAGCAAUGAUUAUCCUGCUCCAGCAUUUACCCCGAAUCCAAAUAACACACAGUUGCCCAACACAACAAUAACUACUCCAACAGAGAUUCGUCCAGUUGUAUCAGAAGGUGGACCCCUUGUAUUAAAAGAUGGAAUGAAAUUGACACAAGCUCAAAUUACAAAAGCCCAAAAAUAUUGUAAAUUUGCAUCUAGUGCAUUAAACUAUGAUGACAUAGCAGAAUCUGUUUCAAACCUCCAAAAGGCAUUAAAAUUAUUAACGACUGGUGAAGAUUAGUUGUUAUGAUAUAUUAACAUACAUAUUGUACCUAUAAUUGAUUUUAAUUUAUUUUUUUAUUUCUAAUAUACAAAAUUUAUUAUCAAC